Xyrichtys novacula (pearly razorfish) is the source of this 1062-nucleotide messenger RNA. Lineage: Eukaryota; Metazoa; Chordata; Actinopteri; Labriformes; Labridae. The record is from the annotation of a GenBank genome assembly.
AUGUACAUCGUUAUGGAGUCACAGUUUGACUACUCAGUUGUAAGUACUUUUCAACACGCAGUGUCAUCCUCAAGAUUGUAUUUUGUAUUGUGCACUAAAAUGAAAUACAAACAACAAUUUCAGCAUGACAUGCCUGUUUGGCGGCGAUGGUGGUGCCUGUUGCUCCUGGAGAACAAUUCUUUGAACAGGUAGACAGUUUAAGUAAACUAGAUGUCCUAAUUAACUGGAAGACAAUCAAUAUAUUGUACUUAAAGACAUAUUGUCAUUACAGUUGUGGGAAAAUCUUCACCCACUGGACCAAAGAAUGUCAAGAGCUCAUUGCUGGAAAGCAUACUCCAGUCUUCAGUCUAAAGAGGAAGGCAGAGCAGCAGGACAUAGAGGUUAGAAAAUUGCCUUGUAAAAACAGUAUUAUCUCAGUGGGAGUCCUUCAAAAUGCACACAGUUGUAUGGAUCAACAUUGUCUCGAUGUAUUUGGUAAUUGAUGUUACUUUUCAAAUUGCCUUGUCAAGGAAACCAUGACGCAGACGGUAUCGGAUGUCCAAAGAAUGUGCAUGGCAGAUUCAAUGCAAUUCUGUGUCUACCAGACAUCGAACAACACAGGAGAGAGGUGUGUUGCAGACUCAAUUUAAUAAAUGCAAUUAUCGGGGCCUAUUCAGUGAUUUUCCAUGAAGUGACCACUUUUACAUAUAGUUUAAAUGCACGAAUCAUGCAGGAAAAUUAUUUAUACAUUCAAAUGUGCUGCAGAGGUAUAAUCAAUUGGACAGCGUGUUUGUUUAAUAUUAUGUUUGUCUCUCAUUUGAUCAGAUUGCUUUACCCUGAGGUAAACGUCAUAAAAUGGGUCCAGUGCAAGACGUGCAGGGGCUGGCUGCAUCAGGAUUGUGCUGGGAUUGAAAUGGAGCCGUUUGACUGCGGGUGCGAGGACUCCAUUGAGCAUCCUCGGUAUAACAUAAGUUAUCAAGGAAACAUAGUAUCAGUCAAAAAUACGAGGCUCAAAGGAUGAAAAAAUGAGGGCUUGCUCUUUUCUUAUUUCUCUGCAGGAUCAAGGAUGCUGUUGACAGUUGA